AUGGCCGACGAUUUUGAGUCAGGGGACUUGUUCCAAGAUCCAGAAGGGUAUUAUCCCGAAGAUGCGCCCCCUACAUUUGCCGAGCAUGGCAUGUUGUCCGGUCAAACAGUCCGGGUUCGUCUAGUCGGCGACCAUCCUCUCUAUGGAAACCUGCUCUGGAAUGCCGGUCGUACUAGCUCUCACUACAUUGAAGAGCACACCGAGGAUCUCAUUCGAAACAAGGAUGUUCUCGAGAUCGGAGCAGCAGCUGGUGUACCCAGCAUUGUGAGCGCCAUUCAGGGGGCACGUACGGUCGUUCUGACCGACUACCCAGAUCCAGAUCUUGUUUCAAACAUGCAAUAUAAUGCCGAUCUGUCUGCCAGCAUGAUCCCCACCAGAGAAGAUGGUCUACGCCGCCUCCAUGUGGAUGGCUACAAAUGGGGCAGCGACGUGACCAAGCUGCGGGCAUAUCUGCCACCCGCGGCUGAUGGCUCCCCUGGCCUCUUCGAUGUGCUCAUCAUGGCCGACGUGGUGUAUAGCCACCGCGAGCAUCCGAAUUUGAUCAAGACUAUGCGGGAGACUAUGAAGAAGAGCCCCGACUCUGUCGCACUGGUCAUCUUCACUCCCUAUCAGCCUUGGCUUUUGCCCAAGACUGAACAGUUCUUCCCCUUGGCUGAAGCUAGUGGGUUUACAGUCACCAAGAUCUUCCAGAAGGUGGUUGAUGCGGUUCUCUUCGAAAAGGAUCCAGGUGAUGAACAACUACGCAGAACCGUGUUUGGAUAUCAGAUUCGGUGGUCACCAGAGGAAUUGGCUUCAUCCAAGGCUUAA
Messenger RNA from Penicillium brevicompactum, 807 nucleotides. It is a transcript of the gene efm7, whose product is annotated as putative nicotinamide N-methyltransferase Nnt1. The transcript has 3 exons. The record is from RefSeq and is a predicted model, not a curated record. Gene Ontology annotation, molecular function: protein-lysine N-methyltransferase activity. NCBI's taxonomy places the organism in Eukaryota, Fungi, Ascomycota, Eurotiomycetes, Eurotiales, Aspergillaceae. Bases 1 to 807 code for a protein of 268 amino acids. Gene Ontology annotation, biological process: peptidyl-lysine dimethylation.